This is a messenger RNA of Megalopta genalis, 3889 nucleotides long. RefSeq names its product netrin receptor UNC5C. NCBI's taxonomy places the organism in Eukaryota, Metazoa, Arthropoda, Insecta, Hymenoptera, Halictidae. Gene Ontology annotation, molecular function: netrin receptor activity; protein binding. The record is from RefSeq and is a predicted model, not a curated record. Gene Ontology annotation, cellular component: membrane. Gene Ontology annotation, biological process: netrin-activated signaling pathway; motor neuron axon guidance.
UCUCUCUCUCUCUCUCUCUCUCUCUCUCUCUCUCUCUCUCUCUCUCUCUCUCUCUCUCUCCUAUUUUUCCGCGCGAGCGUGCAAACGCGAGCGAGCAGGCCGACCAGAGCCGACUCGCGCCGGUCACGUGUCUCUCGGACUCAUCCCCCGGUUGCACGGCCGAACGGAAGUGCAGCCGACCAAGUGCCAUUCGACAGUCCCUCCUCCUCUUCUUCUUCUUCUUCUUCUUCUCUUCCUCGUUCUCCUCCCCCAUCUAUAGAGGCCGUGACUAAUUAAUGACGCCGGCCUGUCUUUCGCGCGAUCCUCAUUAGAGACGAAGGCGAACGUGGAAAAACUGUUUGUUUGUUUGUUUGUUUGUUUGUUUGUUCGGAGGCGCCGGGCCUCGAUGCCGACCGAUCGCAGGAGGACCGCGGGAUCGGCGAUCGACCGAGAUCGGUCGGGCCACGAGACGAGCCGAAGACUAUGCUGACUCGUGACUCCCGCCGCGUAGAGUCGUUCGAACGGCCGGUGACACACGUGUUAAUGACGGGCCGGUACUGAGAGACGGCAGGGACGUGAUCGCUCGCCUUUAGUACCGUUCAUUUCUGCUGCUUUGCUCUUUGAUCACGUUUGGCCAUGGUGCUGGGUGACGACACACGUAGGCCGCAGUGAGAUGUGAUGGAGAUGAAGACCAGCUUACUGCUUCUGGCGCUGCUUCGCCUCGCCAGCGCGCUCGAAAACACGAAAGAGGAGGAGGACGCGGAGGAAGACGACGAGGAGAAUUAUCCGGUGGGUGACUACGACUACGGUGACUAUGAAACCGCGACUAUAACCGGCGACACCGAUCUUAUCGCGGGUGGCUCGUUGCCGAUCUUCCUCGCGGAGCCUGUCGACACGUUCGUCGUCAAGGGGAGGCCAGCCACCCUCCACUGCCGCGCGGCACAUGCUCUUCUGGUGUAUUUUCGCUGCAACGGUGACCGGGCCAAGCAAUCGCAGCACCAGGAUUUCGUCGACCCUCGUACCGGGACGAGGGUCGUCGAGGUCGAGUUGAACGUGACGAGGAACGAGGUCGAGGAGUACUUCGGUAGGGAGAGGUUCAAGUGCGAGUGCGUGGCAUGGUCGGGACCAGGUCAGAUUCGAGGGCAGCCCGCCACGGUUGAGGUCGCCUACCUGAAGAAGCACUUCCUGUCGCCGCCGUACUCGCUGUCGGUCGAGGCCGGCCGCAAUGCCGAACUCCGGUGCUCGCCGCCUAUGGGGGUGCCGCUGCCCAAAGUCUACUGGCUGAAGAACGGCUCGCCUCUCGAGACCGUGAACGGGUCCACGCCGCAGCCACCUAUGCAGCAGAGCAGUCACAACGAAGUCGCGGCCACCGGGAACUUCGUGCAGACUGGAGAGGGUCACCUCUUCCUCGGCGAAGCGGAACUCAGGCACCAGGGAAACUACUCCUGCGUGGCGGAGAACAUCGCUGCCAGGCGGGUCAGCGAACCGGCUGUCCUCACGGUCUAUGUGAACGGCGGGUGGUCUUCCUGGUCGGGAUGGUCGGACUGCAGCACCCGUUGCGGCCGAGGUGUACAAAAGAGGACUCGUACCUGUUCGAACCCGAUGCCGAUCAACGGGGGUCAGUCCUGUCCGGGUCCGGCGACGCAAAGGGUCGACUGCAAUCCUUCCUGUCCCGCGGUCGACGGCAGAUGGUCAAGCUGGUCCUCGUGGACCGCAUGCGGUCCCGAUUGUUCCAGAGUGAGGAGGAGAUCCUGCAACGACCCCCCGGCGAGCAAUGGUGGUCGUUCCUGUCAAGGCAAGGACGUCAUCGUUGAGUCUUGUUCCGCGGAUCGAUGUAAUGCUCUCGGACAAGACGGGCCACGGGUCUUGAAGGAAGCGGCGCGCUCGAUCGAUCACAGAAACAUCCUAGCCCUGUGGAUCACGUUGAGCCUGGCGGCGGUGAUCCUAGCACUGACGACCAUCUUCUUCGUGCGAGUGAUGCGCCGGAAGGAGCGAAUGGGUGCGCUGUACGGCGUGGCGAGGCUGGACUUCCGGCGACCCGGUGACCUAGCGAAGUCGGUCGUCUCGAAGAACCGAUCGGUCCUGUCCAUGGACAGACGGCUGGAACAGGUGAUAGACGAGUCGAACGCGGCCAGAAUGCCUAGGUCUUGCUCGGAGCACCAUUACGACGUGCCACAGCUGUCCCUGCCGUCCACCGCCAGGCCAUCCCCGAGCUCCUCGGUGACGAGGUCGUCCUGCAGGAACUCCCAGCGCGGCAGAGGCCUGUCCGACAACGAGGAGGGCCGGUCGUCCAGAUCGACGCAGCCGAACGCCGAGAGCACCAACGAGGAGGAGGACGAGCACGACGAGCUGGACGCGCUCACGGAAGACGACAAGGUCCACGGGGACUCGGGCGGAUUCAUCGUGAGAGCGGUGGUGGACGAGCAAGGCGCCCUUCUCGUGGUCCCAGAAGUCGGCGUCUCGAUGUCCGUCCCGGAAGGAGCGAUCCCCAGAGGUCGUCGGCACAAUCUGCACCUGGCUGUACUAGGGGACGACUAUCUGAGACCCUCUCUGCCGCCUGGGCUGACUCUUCUGUCCGCCGUGGUGGCCUGCGGACCGAGCGACAUCGACCUGGUGAAGCCGGUGAUCCUGCAGUUCGAACACUGCGCCGAGCUGAGGACCGACAACUGGGAGCUCAGCCUCUGGUCCACCGAUCUCGAUCUCGAGACCCGCUCCAGUAACUCGACCAAUUCGUCGACCAGCUCGAACGUCACCUCUUCGAUGAUGUGGCGCAAGAUCCUCACGCUCGGCGGGGAACCCAUCAAUCUGCCCGGACAACCGUUCGCACAGCUCGAUCAUACCGGGGUGUUCCUGGUCACGGAGACACCCAGCGCCUACGCCGUUGCCGGGGAGAGUUCCUCGGUGGCGCCUGGACUGGCGGUGAAGAGGAUCUGCGUGGCCGUGUUCUUGUCCAGGGAGAGGGACCACAUCAGGUGCCAUCUGAUCGAGGACACCAAGGCGGCGUUCAAGCUUCUGGUGGAUCGGGAACGUCGUCUAGGCGGAAGCCGAGUGGAGCACGGCACCCUAGGCUUCCGAGCAGGUGGUUCCCCCCUGCGCAUCGAUCUCGAGGACAGAGAAAGCGGAUUCGUGGAGCGUCAAGAGGUUCCGCACCGCAGGAUUUGGUCCUCGAGCAGGACGAGCAUAAGGCGGUCCUUCAGAAUCGAGAAAACCGUCGGCGAGACGAGGCUGAGCUUCGAGUUGCGCGCCUGCCAGUGCGGCUUCGAAGAGCACGCACUGUUCCUCAGGGUCGACCUGGACUUCGUGAAGAGGAACGGCUCCAGCGGCAAGAGAUCCACCAAGACCGAGUCCUCUAUCGUUCUGCGGGGGAAGAACUCUGCCAGAUCGACGGAGUCCGUCCUCCCAAGACCUUUCAGGUUCUCGAAAACGCUGAGGAAACAGCUGUGCCAGUGCCUGGACCCUCCCAGCGCCCGGGGCAACGAUUGGCGGAUGCUGGCGCAGAGGCUGCAAGUAGACCGAUACGUCGAUUACUUCGCGACGAAGGCGAGCCCGACCGAGCACAUCCUGGACCUCUGGGAGGCGAAGCACCAGGAGGGCACUGCCCUCGCGGACCUUCUGAACCACUUGAGACUGAUGGGACGCGUCGACGCAGCGAACGUCCUCGAGAGUCGCCUCGGUCCGUGGAUCUGAGGAGGUGCGCCGGAACAACCCCACUGCCAAUAUCGACGCGCAACUUUACAAAUGUCUUUUGUAAAUAACGACGAAAACAGAAAAAAAGAGAACAAGAAAGAAAAAUCGAACGAAAUAAUCUAAGCGUAACGACGCAUCCGUGAAACGAAGAAUGAUCGAUGUAGUACCACGUUGUAUAGAGACCCGGCAAUCGUGUUUGUACAUAAAGCUCGUUUAUAGCAAA